CGAACAGACUGUGUUGUGUGACCCGGCCUCUAUUUUCUUUUUCUUUUUAUACAAUAAUUUUUAUUUUUGGGGUGGUGUCUUCACUAUAUCUUAGUUUCUCAACUAAUCUCAUUAAAUCCUUUUAGAGUAGUAUUGAAUGCUUGAAUUAAUAAGGCAUUCCACCUUAUACUACUUUCACCAAAAUUUCUAUUAUUAGCUGCCGUGCAAGCGCGUGCAGGCGCGUCAAUGUAGAGAAAAAGAGAAGUGAUCGAUCAGCUUUUUCCUUUUGCCUUUAGGGCUUUUUAGUUUUACUACAGUGACUUUCAUUUUCUCUCUAUGUAUGAAAUUAUGAAAGAAAAUGGGUUGAGAGCUAUAAUCACUCCCUUUUUUUUAAAUUGUAAACCCUCAUACAAUAAACAUUUCACCCAAAAACAAAAGCAAAAAGGGUAAACCAGACAACAUACUUUUAUUUUAUAUUUCUCUCUCUCUCAACGACCGAUUUGUGGGCAUUAAUGAGAGAGCUCUGAAAAGUUUUUAGUGCAUUGUCAGAGUGUGAGAGAAAGACUAGUCCUGGAUUGUCAAAAACCAGUCUGGCUACGAUUAUUGCCAUUCAUUACUCUUUCAUCUAUAUAACCUAUCUCUAUAAUACUCUCUUUUCUCUACUAUAUUAUAUUGCCUAGCCCCAACUACACACUACUCUCUUACACUUUCAACCUCUUCCCCUUCUUCCUUAUAUAUAUUUUUACCUACUUCUUCACAUUUUGUACUCUCCAUUCUCUCUUCUUUCUCCUUCUUAGUUUAUCAUCACUACAUAUAUACAAAACAUUUAUACACAUUUAUAUAUGAUACCCCCCAUUGUACGGUGAUCAAGUAAUAAACCAUUUUUAUUUUGUUUUCAUUGUAUCAAAACAAGCUAUAUAUACUAAUUCUUUUACACACAUACCCUUUUACGUUUGUAUAACUUCUUCAUUUUUCAGCUAUCUCAGCUGAAGUUCGAUAACGCUAGCACAGAAGCAUUUUCUCGGGAAAAAGAGCUUUCCCGGGAAAAACUAUACAUUUUGAAAGCUUAUAUUCGUAGUGAGAUGGAGAUUUCUACCGCUUUGAUGCUUUUAACGGCGAUUACAGCUUAUUUGCUUUGGCUCACUUUCAUUUCACGUUCACUGAAAGGUCCACGUGUCUGGCCCUUAUUGGGUAGUCUACCCGGUUUGAUCGAGAAUUGUGAUCGCAUGCAUGACUGGAUCUGUGAUAACCUACGCGCAUGUGGUGGCACGUAUCAAACAUGCAUCUGUGCCAUCCCAUUCCUUGCCAAGAAGCAAGGUCUCGUGACUGUCACGUGCGACCCGAAGAAUCUAGAGCACAUACUAAAGACCCGAUUCGAUAAUUACCCGAAAGGUCCCACGUGGCAAGCCGUUUUCCAUGAUCUACUCGGUCAAGGUAUUUUCAACUCCGAUGGAGACACGUGGCUGUUUCAGAGGAAAACUGCCGCACUGGAAUUCACAACCAGGACACUUCGCCAAGCCAUGGCUAGGUGGGUAAGCCGUGCAAUUAAGCUCAGAUUCAGCCCAAUUCUAAAAGAAGCCGAGGAAAAAGCCCAGCCAGUCGAUCUCCAAGAUCUAUUACUUCGGCUCACCUUCGACAAUAUUUGUGGGUUGGCUUUCGGUAAAGAUCCUCAGACUUGCGCUAAAGGACUUCCAGAAAACGGCUUCGCCACGGCUUUCGAUCGAGCCACCGAAGCGUCACUCCAGCGGUUUAUUAUGCCGGAGGUGCUUUGGAAGCUGAAGAAAUGGCUUCGGCUAGGAAUGGAAGUCAGCUUGAGCCGCUCCUUGGAACACAUAGAGGAGUAUUUAUCGAGUGUGAUAGAUUCACGUAAGCUGGAGCUACAACAGCACAAGGAUGGGAACCCUCACGACGAUUUAUUAUCGAGGUUCAUGAAAAAGAAAGAGUCGUACACAGACAAGUUCCUUCAAGAGGUGGCACUUAAUUUCAUCCUGGCUGGACGUGACACGUCAUCGGUUGCUCUCAGCUGGUUCUUCUGGCUUGUCAUCCAAAACCCUUCCGUCGAGGAGAAGAUCCUUCGCGAGAUCUGCAGUGUCUUGAUCGAGACACGUGGCAGCGACAUCGCCACGUGGACCGAUGAGCCGCUGGUCUUCGAGGAGGCCGAUCGCCUUGUUUACCUCAAGGCUGCUCUCUCCGAAACUCUCCGAUUGUACCCGUCGGUUCCUGAAGACUCGAAGCAUGUCGUUAAGGACGACAUUUUGCCGGACGGGACCUUUGUCCCGGCUGGAUCUUCGGUGACAUACUCGAUCUACUCGACGGGGAGAAUGAAGUCGACCUGGGGCGAGGACUGCCUGGAAUUCCGGCCAGAGCGUUGGCUUUCGCCGGACGGGACGAGGUUCGCGAUGAUGGACACGUAUAAGUACGUGGCGUUCAAUGCAGGGCCGAGGAUUUGCCUUGGGAAGGAUCUGGCUUAUCUUCAAAUGAAGUCAAUCGCGGCGGCUGUUCUUCUCCGGCAUCGGCUGAGCGUCGUUCCCGGCCAUCAAGUGGAGCAGAAGAUGUCAUUGACUCUGUUCAUGAAGUAUGGUCUUAAGGUAAAUUUACAGCCCAGGGAAUUGGAGGGAAUCCUGACGAGUUUGAAGGGUGAAAGUGAUGCAGCUAUGAAAACGACGAUGAAUUCGGUGUCGUUUAGUGUCGCCGUUAAGUGUAACGGCAAAUGUAACGGAGUCAGCGAGACAGGUGGAAAUAAGAGUGAGAUGGUAGUUGGGGUUGCUUAAUUAAGGGCAUGUUUGGAUGUCCGAAUAGGUAGGGUCCGGAGGUGGGUUUGAAAUCUGAGUGUACAUUUAAAGAAGUGGUGGGACCCACGCGUUUUGUUUGGUUUCGGGGUUUUAUAUGGUGCAGUCAGCUUUAGCCACCCAGAAGAAAGAAAUUAUUUACGGAACUGUACACGUGUUGGACACUCGUUCUUCCGAAGGUAAUUAAAGAGAAGUGGAACUGAGAUAAAUAGACAAGUGAUUUUAUAUAUAGAAGAACUACUAAACAGCUAUCAAUCUUUAUUUUUAAAUUCUUUUUCUUUUGUUUUGUUAUUGUUUGUUCAGACAAUAUGAAUUUCUUCAAACAACAGUUUUAUUAAUUUUGUUGUUGUUGUUGUAUUAUUAUUAUUAUUUUUAUUUUUUUUCCAUUGAUAAGAUAAGGAACAAUAUCAUUAAUUUAUUAGUAAUGCUUCUAUAUUGUGUAACUGAAAGAUGCAUAAUUAAGUACAAAUUUUAUUUUUAA
Messenger RNA from Cannabis sativa, 3249 nucleotides. RefSeq names its product cytochrome P450 86A8. The record is from RefSeq and is a predicted model, not a curated record. Gene Ontology annotation, molecular function: iron ion binding; oxidoreductase activity, acting on paired donors, with incorporation or reduction of molecular oxygen; monooxygenase activity. The transcript has a single exon. NCBI's taxonomy places the organism in Eukaryota, Viridiplantae, Streptophyta, Magnoliopsida, Rosales, Cannabaceae. The coding region runs from base 1062 to 2750 and encodes 562 amino acids.